Molecule: messenger RNA, 1950 nt
Organism: Anneissia japonica
Lineage: Eukaryota; Metazoa; Echinodermata; Crinoidea; Comatulida; Comatulidae
Product: ribosomal RNA small subunit methyltransferase NEP1-like
Exons: 5
Coding region: 38-736 (232 amino acids)
Biological process (GO): rRNA base methylation
Cellular component (GO): small-subunit processome; nucleolus
Molecular function (GO): rRNA (pseudouridine) methyltransferase activity; rRNA binding
Source: RefSeq, a predicted model, not a curated record
UACCGUUACCGUGCCUAUAGGCACAACGUUUGUAAACAUGGCUGCCCACGUGGAUGACAACGAUGAACCUGAGAAGAAACGUCCCAAGAUCAUAAAAACACUUCAUGAAAAGAAUUUAGACAAACGUUUGAUUAUCGUACUUGAAAAAGCAUCACUUGAAACAGUUAAGACAACUAAAGGGUUUGAAUUACUAAAUUGUGAUCAUCAUAAACAUCUCAUGAAGAAAUACAAGAGGAAUCCAUCAGAUUGCCGGCCAGAUAUUGCUCAUCAGUGCUUGUUGAUGUUAUUUGACAGUCCUUUAAACAGAGCUGGGUUACUACAGGUAUUUGUGCACACAGAUAGGAAUGUGCUCAUUCAAAUAAGUCCGCAGACUAGGAUACCACGGACAUUUGAUAGGUUCUGCGGUCUUUUUGUACAAUUACUACACAAAUUAAGCAUUAGUGCAUCUGAUGGGCCACAGAAGCUUCUGAGAGUAAUUAAGAACCCAGUUUCCAAUCACUUACCUGUUGGCUGCAAGAAGAUCAGUCUCUCCUAUAGUGCAAAGAAAUUAGUAAAGCCAAAAGAAUUAGUUCCUGAGGAUGGUCCUGUGGUGUUAGUAAUCGGUGCAAUGGCUCAUGGAAAGGUUGAACCAGACUUUACCGAAGAAGAUGUCUCAAUCAGUAAUUACCCAUUAUCUGGCGCCCUCACAUGUGCAAAGAUUUGUUCUGCAUUUGAAGAUGGUUGGGGAAUAUUUUGAGUUUAAUGAGUUUGUUUAUGAUGAUAGUAGCUAACCAAUAGCACAGCACAGCAGCAGUUAUGCCAUUUUACCUGAUUAGAAUGGGAUUAACUGUAUAUGUAUGGUACACAGUAGUAUUACUGGAGCUGUAGCUUGGUGGCUCAUUCUAAAAUCUUAAGGUCUUUGGUUCUAAUCCCUGUAAAUGUCAGUAUUGCUGCUCAUGAUUAAAGCUCCCUCUAAGGCUCAUGAUAAAUCUUAUGUCAGAUCACAAAGCUCUAGCUAUUUAUGAGAGUGUACAUUAUGUUGUCGUUGUUUUAUGGACAUUACACCAGUGGUGGUGCCAGCUGGGGAGGAUCCCCGAUGGACAAGCAAAGACAGCCAUUAGCUUGUCAGCUAAGAGCUUAGUUCCUACCUCCACACACAUCUGGGCUCCACUGUUCCUCCUGGGCACCACUGGCCUCAGUGUUUAAAUUGUUCUUAUUUCUCUAUACAGUGGCAAAUGCACUAUUAAUGAUUACCAUGUUUGGUUCCUUAUUUUAAACAUUAUGAAAAAUGUUUUAUUUAUUCUCAAUAGCAAACUUAAACCUACAGCAAAAGAACAAGACCUUUAUCUUCUUUUAGUUCCAUAUGAUAAUUUCUUAAUCUUUUUUUUUUUCUUUUAACUUGUAUAAUUUUAAAUUCAUAAUAAAAAGUAGAUUUUACUAUGGAUAUAAUGGAUUCAGCUUAGACAUUCUUUUGUGAAAUAAUGUAGGAUAAUGCAGUUCGAUUUAUAUAACACUUCAUACCGAAAGGUCUCAAAGCACUCGAGGUGUGGACUAGCUCUUACAGUAACUAUUGCUUCUUCCCUAAUGUUCUCUUUGUGUCUAAGCUACCCGAUAGCUCAGCAAUAAAGACACAGUAACCGGUACCAGCUUCUCCCAUCUUUCCACAACAGGGGCUGUAUGGACCAGUACACCGGGGUAACUCCCUACUCAUCUCGAAAGUGCACACGAGCCAAAUUGCGUGUAAACAGAGCCUACAGUUUAUAGAACUGUGAAGACUUGUUCCACCUUCAGAACCAUAGGCGAGCAUGCCAUUCUGUAAUAUUCUUAAUAGCAAACCCAAAUCCAACAGCACAAGAAUAAGACCAUCAUCUUCUUUUAGUUCCAUAUGAUAAUUUCUUUAUCUCUUAUUUGUUUAAAACUUGUAUAAUUUUAAAUUCAUAAUAAAAUGUGGAUUUUACUAUGGAUAUUAAA